UAAAAUACAGGCACCUAAUUUACUCCCCAACUACAUUACAGCUCUCUCGGGGGUCAGACUGGUGCACACAUUCUCCCUCACUAGGUGGGAGGAGCGUGUUGCACUGGGACGCCGCACGAUGCAGCAGUCCCGUCCAAACCUCCAGGUCUUCCUCCAGCAAAGCGGACCACUGAUGCACCUGUAGUGUGACUUUCAACAGCGCGAAGCUUGGAUUAAAAAAAGAAAAAAAGUCUAAUCAAUUAUGAGCGAAGCCACUUGGAAACAGAGCGCCGGUUCGACAUAGACGCAUAUGGUUCAGGACAAAAGGGGAUAUUGCUCGAAAUUACGAUGCGUCUCACGGCGGUGGUCCUAACGUUAAUUCUGGCCGUGACGGGCAUCGCCAAAGGUUGGGAAUGCAGCGCAGGGUGUAACACAGAAAAUGGGUUUUGUGAGAAGCAACUGAAAUGCAGGUGCAAACCAGGGUGGCAAGGAGAGCACUGUGACCGGUGCAUGCCCUUCCCAGGCUGUCUGCAUGGCACAUGUGAAAAGGCAUGGCAGUGUAUCUGCAAAGAAGGCUGGGUUGGCAGCCUGUGUGACCAAGAUACUCGCCUGUGCUCAUCCAGACCUUGUGCUGGUAAUGCCACCUGCAUCGAGACAGGAGAGGGGGGAUACAUGUGCAUCUGUCCCCUCAGCUACACUGGGGAGAACUGUCACCUGAAGAGAGGACUAUGUCUCACAAACGGCUCUCCUUGUCAGAACGGAGGUACGUGUUUGGAUGCUGAUGGCUCAGCUGGUUACUCUUCCUGUUUAUGUCCCCCUGGAUUUUCUGGAGACUUCUGUGAGAUCAGCGUUGACAGCUGCCAGCCUAACCCUUGCCUCAACGGUGGCAACUGUACAAACCACGGCCUGGCCUUCACAUGUGUCUGUCCGCUCGGCUUCACUGGUUUCACUUGUAAUGAUACCACUAGUCUCUCGCCUUGUGCCAGCAGGCCCUGCGCCAAUAGGGGCACGUGUGUUGGUCAACCUGAUGGUACCUUCCGGUGCGUUUGCCAGAAAUGGUUUACAGGUCCCACGUGUUCCCUGCAGCACAGACCGAAGGCCAGAUCCAAGCUGGUUGGGGCCAGGCCUGUGGACCACAGAGUGUUUGCGCUGACUCCGCAGCACUACUCCCUCCCUGCUCACACCUUCCACAAGCUCCUCAGACCGCCCGAGAGAGACCUGCUCAAGAUUACCCUUAAGGAGACAGUCCACUCCCCCGGCAUCCUCGUCACCCAUGGCCAACUCGUCUGUUUCGGCAUGCUGGCCCUGCUCACCUGCAUGGUCAUCCUGGGCACUACAGGCAUUGUGUUUUUUGGCCGCUGUGAGACGUGGCUGGCCAAUGCCAAGUACAGCCAGCUUGUUCGACAGCAAAGGGAACACCUGCUGAGAGAAGCUGGCGGCGCAAGCCAGGAGGAGCCGGAGCACUCAGUAAACAUCAUCCUGCCGGAGAAGAUUAGACUCACCAGCUUUGGGAGACACUACACCUCCAUCUGAUUCAAUCGUCUCUGCCUCUUACCCUUUCCCUCUGAAAGUAGUAAUAAAUGUCAAAAAUAGCACAAAGGAAAUACUAUAACUGUUGUACAGUUGUGUUAAUAAAGUGAGGGAAAGUGGACUACACUGGAAUAUAUUUGAAUAGUCUACUGGACUAAGUGGACAACCGUGACACUGAAUUAUAAAUGUCAUUUUUAUUGUACAGUUAUAAAUGAUCCAUUCAAAAUGUAUGAAAUUAUAAAAUAUUUCCUACCUUGGUUGUUGGUAAAGAUGUCAUGUCGAUGUAUUUCAAGAUUUUUAACUUUACAAUAAUGUUUUAACCGCUUUGUUACAUGUUGAUUUGGAAUACUAUGAUGGGGGUAAUAUUACAAAAGGAGAAAUAAAUUGGAUUUUAACUAACACACACACACACACACACACACACAC
Messenger RNA from Etheostoma spectabile (orangethroat darter), 1935 nucleotides. RefSeq names its product delta like non-canonical Notch ligand 1 (gene dlk1). The coding region runs from base 328 to 1512 and encodes 394 amino acids. The transcript is spliced from 7 exons. Gene Ontology annotation, biological process: establishment or maintenance of epithelial cell apical/basal polarity; heterophilic cell-cell adhesion. NCBI's taxonomy places the organism in Eukaryota, Metazoa, Chordata, Actinopteri, Perciformes, Percidae. The record is from RefSeq and is a predicted model, not a curated record. Gene Ontology annotation, molecular function: calcium ion binding. Gene Ontology annotation, cellular component: protein-containing complex; plasma membrane.